This is a messenger RNA of Achroia grisella, 2655 nucleotides long. Its product is annotated as katanin p80 WD40 repeat-containing subunit B1. Gene Ontology annotation, biological process: microtubule depolymerization; microtubule severing. Gene Ontology annotation, molecular function: microtubule binding. Bases 59 to 2467 code for a protein of 802 amino acids. Gene Ontology annotation, cellular component: katanin complex. The record is from RefSeq and is a predicted model, not a curated record. Lineage: Eukaryota; Metazoa; Arthropoda; Insecta; Lepidoptera; Pyralidae. The transcript has 16 exons.
CUUAAUUAGGAUUUCGUUUAAAUCCACAAGGUUAAACACUUAUACUUGGAAUGGAUUUAUGUAUAAAUAUUUACUAGUAAAUGCCAUGGAAUCCAUUCGUAGGUCAUGGAAACUGCAAGAAUUCGUCGCCCACAAAGCAAAUGUCAAUUGCUUGGCAAUGGGACACAAAUCGAAUCAAGUCUUAGCAACUGGAGGUGACGAUAAAAAAGUUAAUUUAUGGGCUAUUGGUAGACAGAGCUGCUUGAUGAGUCUAAGUGGUCACACAACUCCUGUAGAAUGUGUUUGUUUUGGACAUUCUGAAGACUUAGUAUGUGCAGGCUCACAAACCGGUGCUUUGAAAAUUUGGGAUUUGGAAGCAGCUAAAUUAUUAAGAACAUUCACGGGACAUAAAGGGGCAAUAAAAUGCAUGGAUUUUCAUCCAUAUGGGGAUUAUCUGACAACUGGGUCAUGUGAUAGCAAUAUAAAAUUAUGGGAUACCAGAAAACGUGGAUGUAUUGUAACAUACUCCAGUCACAGACUUGCUGUUAAUAGCCUACAGUUCAGCCCUGAUGGACAAUGGAUUGCCUCCGCUUGCGAAGAUGGGCUUGUAAAAGUUUGGGAUGUUCGAGUUGGUAAAGUGCUUCAGGAGUUUAUAGAACACACGGCAGCCGUAACAUGUGUAAAAUUUCAUCCUCACGAGUUUCUUCUAGCCAGUUGUGGCACAGACAAGACUGUUAAUUUUUGGGACAUGGAAAAGUUUCAGUUGGUAUCAAAGUUUGAAAAAGAUAAUACAUCUAUCAGACAUAUGGUGUUCAGUGAGGAUGGUGCAACACUUUUAGGAUGUGGUAAUGAUGGGUUACAUGUGGUCGGAUGGGAACCUAUACGGACACUUGACACUGUAAAUUGCCACUGGACUCAAAUCCAUGACGUCACUGUAGCACAAACGCAGCUUAUAGCUGGUUCGUUUCAUUCAACUUACGUAGUAUUAUCAGUUGUUGAUCUCAAUAAAGUAUAUCCAUUUGGUGGUCCCGCUCCUGUGGCACCAUUAGCGGUAAGGGAUCUCUCACCAUUCCAAAAGGGCCAUAGUGUAAGAAAAAGUUUUUCCAAAGAAAAACCCCCUAAGCAAGUGUUACAUAGAUCAACACUUCUAGAUGAAAAGACGGCAGAAGAAUCAACUUCUGGCACAGAAGCAGAUGAGGAUUCAGGUGCUGUUAUAUCCAAUAUUAAUGACUACACUGAAAUUUUCCGUCCUUCUAGAGCAUUAACCCGUACUCCACCUCCGGUAACCAGUUUAUCUUAUGAGGACUUUUCGAUUUCAACGCAAGAAUCGAGAAUAAGAUUGGAAGGAGGUAUAAGUAGUUCGCUACGCGACUUGGCGGUGGAAGAUAGCAGGCCUCCCCCCUCGCCGUCACCGCCACCCUCGCCUCCCGCGCCGCCAUCACCCUCGCCGCCGCACUCGCCCCCACAGCGCCAACGCUCGGAACAUUACUCUCGAAUACCAACAUCCACAGUAUUAGAAAAGAAAGCAGACAUAUUUACAAGGGUGUUGGACAACGCUAAAGAAGAUAACAGAUUCACAGUAACACAAAUAUCUUCCACGAGAGAUUAUGUUGCCAGCCCUCACUCGACCAGCAUACUUAACCGACAUAAUUCAUACAAAGAAACAAAAUCUACGACAAGCUUAUCAAACAGCAACCUACGACAAAGUAAUAGCGAGAUAUCAUUGGGUCCACCGUCAUUGGGACAAAGAUCUCUUUCAUUUACAAGAACAUCCAGUGAUAAUACCAGACGAAGAGUGGACAGCGUCAACCGAGAGCAAGAAAGGGAAUCAGAGCCAGAAUUCGUACCGUUUGCAACAGACAGGCCUGUUGGGCUGGAUCUCGAAGAAUUUUUACCGCGGGGCCUAAGUGGUGCUGGCGGUGGUCUACGACGGGGAGCGAGGGCGCCUACCGCCGCCCCUAGUGACCAGGAGGUGCUGGGCGUCAUGAUGCGCGGCCACGACUCCAUGAUGGCCGUCCUAAUAGCGCGCCAGCGUGCUCUCCAGAUCUUUCAUUCUGUACGAGUCAACAAAAAUUUAAAGUUGGCGUUAGAAUCCAUUAUUGAAUUAGAAGACAAAGCAGUCAUAUUGGAUAUCCUCAAUGUGAUGGCACAUAAACCAUCCCUAUGGAAUCUAGACAUAUGUUUGUUAAUGCUGCCCAAAAUAUAUGAGCUGUUGCAGACUAAAUAUGAGUCAUAUAUGCAAUGCGGAUGUAACGCACUGCGCCUGAUCGUACGCAACUUCUCAUCGGUGGUUCGGGCGAACGUGGGUGCCCCCGUGCGUGCGCUUGGCGUGGACAUCCCACGAGAGGAACGGUAUGCUAAGUGCGCCCAGAUACACCGACUGCUACUCGACAUACGCGCUUUCCUACUCAAGCGACAGACGCUGCAGGGUCGCCUCGGCGCCGCCUUCCGCGACCUCCACACCCUCAUGCAGCAAGGACUAGACUGAACAUUUCCUGACCGUUACCGCAAUCAUCAAUCAUUCAUACAUAAUGAUCAAGAAAAAGAUAACACAUAUGCACAUUUAAAAAUGCCAUGUUUAUUCCCAAUAUUAAUUUACCACAACAGUAUCACAUUCCAUGCAAUUUAAAACAAUAUAGACCCAUGUCUUAUUUCAUUGUGUAAACAUGACUUGAA